AUGUCCAGUCAGUGUGCCCCCCAGCCAUGUCCAGUCAGUGUGCCCCCCAGCCAUGUCCAGUCAGUGUGCCCCCCAGCCACGUCCAGUCAGUGUGCCCCCGGGCCACGUCCAGUCAGUGUGCCCCCAGCCAUGUCCAGUCAGUGUGCCCCCAGCCACGUCCAGUCAGUGUGCCCCCGGGCCACGUCCAGUCAGUGUGCCCCCAGCCAUGUCCAGUCAGUGUGCCCCCAGCCAUGUCCAGUCAGUGUGCCCCCAGCCACGUCCAGUCAGUGUGCCCCCGGCCAUGUCCAGUCAGUGUGCCCCCAGCCAUGUCCAGUCAGUGUGCCCCCAGCCAUGUCCACCAUGUCCAGUCAGUGUGCCCCCAGCCAUGUCCAGUCAGUGUGCCCCCGGGCCACGUCCAGUCAGUGUGCCCCCGGCCACGUCCAGUCAGUGUGCCCCCCAGCCAUGUCCAGUCAGUGUGCCCCCAGCCAUGUCCAGUCAGUGUGCCCCCAGCCAUGUCCAGUCAGUGUGCCCCCAGCCAUGUCCAGUCAGUGUGCCCCCAGCUAUGUCCAGUCAGUGUGCCCCCAGCCAUGUCCAGUCAGUGUGCCCCCAGCCAUGUCCACCAUGUCCAGUCAGUGUGCCCCCCAGCCAUGUCCAGUCAGUGUGCCCCCAGCCAUGUUCAGUCAGUGUGCCCCCCAGCCAUGUCCAGUCAGUGUGCCCCCAGCCAUGUCCAGUCAGUGUGCCCCCAGCCAUGUCCAGUCAGUGUGCCCCCCAGCCAUGUCCAGUCAGUGUGCCCCCUCUGUAAACCACCGCUGA
This is a messenger RNA of Oncorhynchus nerka (sockeye salmon), 792 nucleotides long. Its product is annotated as putative keratin-associated protein 4-16. The coding region runs from base 1 to 792 and encodes 263 amino acids. The transcript has 3 exons. The record is from RefSeq and is a predicted model, not a curated record. NCBI's taxonomy places the organism in Eukaryota, Metazoa, Chordata, Actinopteri, Salmoniformes, Salmonidae.